Ornithorhynchus anatinus (platypus) is the source of this 2406-nucleotide messenger RNA. RefSeq names its product tumor protein p63 regulated 1 like (gene TPRG1L). Lineage: Eukaryota; Metazoa; Chordata; Mammalia; Monotremata; Ornithorhynchidae. The record is from RefSeq and is a predicted model, not a curated record. Gene Ontology annotation, cellular component: cytoplasm; synaptic vesicle. The transcript is spliced from 5 exons. The coding region runs from base 39 to 902 and encodes 287 amino acids.
GGGCCGAGGGCGACGGCGGCGGCGGCGGCGGCGGGGCGAUGCUGCAGCUGCGGGACUCGGUGGAGGCGCCGGAGCGGAGCCCCGCCGCGCUGCUGCCGGCAGAGGGGCUGCAGGGGUUGCAGGAGCUGCAGGGGCUGCAGGGGCUGCAGGAGCUGCAGGGGCUGCAGGAGCCCUUCCCCGCGCCGGCCCCCGGGCCCGGCCCGCCGCGCAGCCGCACGCUGAGGCCCCUCGACGUCCGCAACCCCACCCGCCGCGCGCGCGUCAAGGACUACUUCGUCUUCCGGCCCGGAACCAUUGAGCAAGCCGUGAAUGAGAUCCGUGUGGUUGUGCUGCCCGUGGAGGAUGGAGAGGUCCAGAGCGUGUGGCUUCUGACAGAGGUUGACCACUGGAACAACGAAAAGGAGCGACUGGUCCUCAUCACUGACAAGUCCCUUUUGAUCUGUAAAUAUGACUUCAUCAGUCUUCAGUGCCAGCAGGUGAUCAGAAUCUCACUCAAUGCGGUGGACACGAUUUCUUUUGGAGAGUUUGAGUUUCCUCCUAAAUCUCUAAAUAAGCGCGAAGGCUUCGGGAUUCGGGUCCAAUGGGAUAAGCAGAACCGCCCGUCCUUCAUCAACAGAUGGAACCCGUGGUCCACAAACAUGCCCUACGCCACGUUUACGGAGCAUCCGAUGGCAGAUGCCGAUGAGAAGAUAGCCUCUCUCUGCCAAUUGGAAAGCUUCAAGGCGCAGCUGAUCCAGGCCGUCAAGAAAGCUUAUAAAGAGUUCCCCUGUCCGGGCAGGGUCGACGGCGUGCUGGUCCUGGAGCGUCCUCUUCUCAUCGAGACCUACGUGGGACUGAUGUCCUUCAUCAACAAUGAGGCCAAGUUAGGCUACUCCAUGACCAGAGGCAAAAUAGGCUUCUAGACGCCGGCCCUCGCCAGGGGACGGGACGGCGGGCAAGGGAGAUGAACCCCGGUUUCACGGAUGACUGAGAACCCACCCGGCGCCUCCGGCUCAAGGGGGUUUGGUGGUUAGUUACCUCUGACCUGAGGAGUUUCAGAACAGAAAAGCGAAUGACGGGUUUGAGUCAAAUGUUUGUGAGGCACGUGAGGGCCGGGGACUAGUUCUGCCCAAGAAAUCAUUCGAGAGCUAGUUCAGAGAUGACAUUUUAAAAUAUUGGCUUAGUGCUUUCUCCCGCCGAGUGUUUUGACUUUGUCAUUCUGUUUCCCAGCAAAACCACUCUAGCAUGUUCAUGAAAUGACUUCCUUCUUGAAAAGAUGAGACCGAUGACCUCAGCCGGAUUCAUUAAGAUUUAGUCAAUGGGAUAAUAAUGUCUCUAGUGCCUAUAGUUUCCAAAAUGUUUACUUACUGUCAGCUUUUUUUUCUCAUUUUAAAAAAAGCUUUCAAAUUCUCAUUCAUUCUCGAGAUGGAGAACUUGUUUUUUUCCUCUCUGCUGCCCAGAGUGUUUAAAAAAUUAACCGUAAGACCAGACUGGUUAAGCCCGGUUAGGGAUUUUGCCCCUUUUUUUUGAAUAUCGAAGCAACGGUUUCUACUUUUAAACUAUAAGCUUGGUCUAAAGUCAGACGUCUUAGAAUUUACCUACGUUCAUACUUAUGGAAGAGUCAGACUUCCUAGAAUUUACCUACAUUCUUAUUUAUGGAAUCUUUCAUAGGCCCGAUGAGUUUUACGGAAAAAAAUCGCCGCUGGGAUAAAAUGAUAGAUUUUAAGAUAUAUGUGAUCGUUCUUUGCACAUAAUGUUAUUGCUGUACUGUGUUUGCCAUAUUCGUAUUUAUAAGGGAAUUGAUUAACUGUGCUCUUCCUUCAAAUACUGCACUUAUUUUAAAAUGUAACCUUGCUUGGGUAACCCAAGGCUGCUAACCCGGUUACCAGAAUAUGGAUGUAGGCAAGGGGCUUUAGUCAGAAUAUCGCACUUAACUCACGGUCCCAGGCUUCGGCAUCGCAGUCGGAAUACCGCAGUCGAUGUUAUCCUUCGGCAGAGAUUCCCUGAAAAUGGAAUCAACUGGACUUUCUGCCCCAAACAUAAAUUUGCUUGCUUUCAGACCAGAAGCAUCUGUUGGGUAAGCUUCUUAUGGGCGGGGAUCGAGUCCACCAACUCUAUUGUGCUAUACUCUUCCAAACGCUCAGUACAGCACCCUGCGCACAGUAAGCGCUCCAUAAAUGCCAUCGGUCGAGCGAUUGUGUAAACUAGUUCAACGCAGUCAAGUCCAGAAUUGGCUUUUGUGCAUUUGAACACUUUAUACCUUUUUAAAAAAGAAAGACUUCCCAUUGUUAACGUGCAGGAAGAACGGCAUGUCUGUGUCUGGAAUGCAACAGGCUGCGGGUCCCUGAAUAGAUGGGGUCUUUUCUCAGACACCUGUACGUCUAGCUUUUGUUUCUAAUCUCGCAGUAAAGACUGACCAUUUUACAA